Molecule: messenger RNA, 750 nt
Organism: Danaus chrysippus (African queen)
Lineage: Eukaryota; Metazoa; Arthropoda; Insecta; Lepidoptera; Nymphalidae
Source: the annotation of a GenBank genome assembly
AUGAUAGAUGCCAUUGGUGUAGGUAGUGGGCAAUAUAUACCGCGUCCAGAGUCUAGGAAGUGCUUCUUGAGGAGCUUGGGAGAGCUCCGACGUCUUCGUGUUUUGGCCCUGGAGUACUCUCACAUAGCUGAUGGUACCGGAAAUGCUCUUCUAUCACUUCUGCCAGUGAUAAGACGACCACACUUCCGGCUACAGAUAAUCUGUCGUGAAAAUCAAACCCCAGGGAAAAUAGAUGCACGUCUUGGUUGCGGAGGCUACGGCAUCCCUGACACUGCCUGGCGACGUGUGACUAUCGCUUGCCCCGAUCUGUACCUUUUUAUGGCUUUCUUUCGAAUCCGUGACUAUGAUAACGUGAGAAGAUUUUUAACACCAAGUCUGCCCCUGCGAGAAGUUCAUCUGCAACUCGGAAUCGACUUGGAACUCACUCAACGACAGGACUCAGAUCUCAGUUGUUUUAUGCGCCUUCUUGGUUAUUAUUACGCCAAUACAUUGGUGACGCUAAGCAUCCAUCAGUGGCGGUCUCCGGAACUUCCCCUGCGUUGCGUUCUGGAGUUCAUUCCGUCACUGGCUCGUUUGCUGUAUACAGGUCGAUGUUGCGAAAGAGAUCUGCGAGCUGCCCUUAAUAUUAUAUCGUGCGGAGUAUGCCACAACAGUAUCAUAAAUUUUCCUGCGGACUCAAAUCGCUGGCUUGGCGACAGAGCUACGCUCUCGACCUUCGCUCAAUAUCUUGAACCCGAGUUGAAAUGUUGA